This is a messenger RNA of Dromiciops gliroides (monito del monte), 3391 nucleotides long. RefSeq names its product zinc finger and BTB domain containing 9 (gene ZBTB9). Gene Ontology annotation, biological process: regulation of transcription by RNA polymerase II. The record is from RefSeq and is a predicted model, not a curated record. The transcript is spliced from 2 exons. NCBI's taxonomy places the organism in Eukaryota, Metazoa, Chordata, Mammalia, Microbiotheria, Microbiotheriidae. Bases 930 to 2351 code for a protein of 473 amino acids. Gene Ontology annotation, molecular function: RNA polymerase II cis-regulatory region sequence-specific DNA binding; DNA-binding transcription factor activity, RNA polymerase II-specific; protein binding.
GAGCUGGAGAAGGAAAUGGCAAUCCACUUUAGUAUCUCUGCCAAGAAAACCCCAAAUGGGGUCACAGAGAGUGGGACGUGACUGAACAACAUCAAAUGGUUGGUUAAAGCUGCUUCGUGUGUCUCACGCUAUAGUAUUUCUAGCAUUUUGUGUCUUGGUGUUGACAGUUCUUGUGAAGACGAUCCUCAAGGCUCCCUAUGCUUUUAAAGGCAGAAUAAAUAACAAUCCAUAAUAGUAAUUCUUAUUAUGGUUGUUUCAAGGUUGACAAAUGAAAGCCUUGGCUUUAGGGCCAGAGGCUGGCCAUGUUUGGUAGGGGCCCAGUUAUGCUACUUCUGGCCUCAGUGGUUUCUCCACAGAGGCCACCCUCCCUCGCCCCGGUAGAACGAUUAAGUCUCGCAGCCCCUUCUCUCAAAUGGUUACUAAAAGCCAAUGUUCUUUUCCCCCUGACGCUCCGCGAGGCCUUGAGAAGGUGGCCAAUCCUAAGGAGGCUUAUAUACGCACCUCAAAAACCGAUUUCUGAUUGGUCGCCGUGCCAGGCCCCGCCCAAUCGUGUUGAGGCUGGUCUUCGCGCGUGGAGGAGGCGGUGCGUUUCCUGCUAGCGGAGAGCUCGAGAGCUCGUCCGGAGGUAUAGCUGGGGCAGGAGGAGGGACUCCGAGGCUCCGGGUAACGGGAGGCUGGGGAAGGGGCGGGCGGAGAGCCCCGCGGGAGCCCGGGCGCGAGCUCGGGAUGGCACGGGCGGGGCUCCCACUUCCGGAGUCGGAGGGCGGAGACUUGGGGACCGCCAAGGCGUUACUGGCCAAGGCCGGGGUCCGAGCCGCUGCCUGGGCGUGAGAAGCCCUUUCUCUUGGGUCUUCAGUAGCACCACAUCUUCCCCACCCCCGGGGACCGGCCCCUCCCCUCUGCCCAUCCCCGCCCCUCUUCGGGAGACCAUGGAUGCCCCUACCCCUUUGGCCCCGGUACCCCCCUCCCCUGUCUGUGCCCCAGCUCCCUCAUGUCCGGGCUCAGCCCCCAGGACGAUCCAAAUUGAGUUUCCCCAGCAUAGUGCCUCUCUCCUGGAGGUCUUAAACCGCCACCGUUUGGAAGGGAAGUUCUGCGACGUGUCCCUCCAGGUGCAGGGCCGGGAGCUCCGAGCCCACAAAGCAGUGCUAGCCGCUGCCUCUCCUUAUUUCCACGACAAGCUGCUUCUGGGGGACGCACCUAGGCUCACGCUGCCUAAUGUCAUCGAAGCAGAUGCCUUUGAGGGGUUGCUCCAGCUUAUCUACUCAGGGCGGCUUCGCCUGCCACUGGAUGCUCUCCCUGCUCACCUCCUUGUUGCCAGCGGCCUUCAGAUGUGGCAGGUUGUGGAUCAGUGCUCUGAGAUCCUCCGAGAGCUCGGUGGAGGAACCUCCAACCACACCCUCCUCCUCUCACCUUCAUCUUCUCCUGGGGUCUGGUGUUCCCGCCCAGCCCCACCGCAGCCUCCCUUACAACCCCCUACUCCAGCUGAGAGCCCUGUGGUAGGAAUGGGGGGUGAGCUGGGAGAGGUGCUGCAGAUUCAGGUAGAAGAAGAAGAGGAAGAAGAAGAAGAGGAAGAAGAAGAAGAAGAAGAACAGAGUACCUUACCAGUUGUCCCUCAACCCCCACAGACCCAAAAAGUGUCAUGGGGGACUCCUCGUCCUCGUGCCCCCAAUUCACAGCCUGUAUUUACCAACACACGCAGGUUACCAGAUGGUGAAGGAGUCCCAGCUGAACCUCCCACUGCUCCUGCACCACUGCCGCCCAAAAUCUUCUAUAUUAAGCAAGAGAAACUUGACCCUGAGGAAGAAGUGGUUGAGGAUGGGGCCCAGCCUGGGGGAGGAAUGGAGGAGUCCAGAGAAGGAUUUCCUAGUGGGGGCACUGGAGCAGGAGGAGGGGAUGUUGGAUUCUUGCUGCCCCCUAGUGCAGGAGGGGGAGCUUCCAAUGGAGGUGGCCCAUCAUGGAAACCAGUAGAUCUGCAUGGGAAUGAAAUCUUAUCAGGGGGUGGUGGGCCAGGAGGGACUGGCCAAGCUGUGCACGGGCCAGUAAAACUAGGAGGAGCUCCUCCCCCUGAUGGCAAGCGCUUUGGCUGCCUGUGUGGGAAGCGGUUUGCAGUGAAGCCAAAACGGGACCGCCACAUCAUGCUGACCUUUAGUCUCAGGCCUUUUGGCUGUGGUGUCUGCAACAAACGCUUCAAACUCAAACACCAUCUGACUGAACACAUGAAGACACAUGCUGGAGCCCUGCAUGCCUGUCCCCACUGCGGUCGGAGAUUCCGGGUCCAUGCCUGUUUUCUUCGUCACCGAGAGCUUUGUAAGGGCCAAGGCUGGGCCACUGCUCAUUGGACAUACAAGUGAUGACUAAGGUCAGACACAGACUCCCCUCAAAAUAAGUGGACAACUUUAUUAUGAACUUCCUUGUGGAGGCUCAGAAUGACCAGUCCUAGUUGCAGGUGUUAGGGGGGGUGGAUUGCCUUACCAGUUGGUGCUUAUAUGCUUUAUUAUAAGAUAUGGCUCUCAACCUCGAAAGUGUGGAAAUCCACUUUAAUUAGAUCACCUGGCAGAUGAUCUAAGUCAGGCCCUAGGGAAAUGGAUUCUUGCAAACCAGAAUGCCUAUUAUAUUUUACUGAAGGAUUUCCCUCACCUGAGAAAAACCCAGUUGGGGACCUUUUUCUUUAUAAGGAUGCCCCCUCAGGAAGUCAAAUUUCAGUUGGAAGGAUGCAUACAGCAAAGGCAUGGUCUUAAAAGGUCUGUAUUGGAAGUUAAAGGAUUCCUACUCUACUAAUAAAUCAAUCUGAGGAAUUAAAUUGAGGCAUUCAGAAACUAAUCUGUUGCCUACUAGUUUGAUGACUGUUGGACUGAAUAACCAAGGCUUUCCUCCAACUCUUGCUUUAUUUUAUAGCAAAUUGUCCAUUGUUCGGUUUACAUGAUCCUUUGUCACUGUGACCUACUUUUGGAAUUAGACUUUCUUAUAUCUGAGAUGGACUGGUUCCCACUCAUCUCACCCAUGAUCCUGUUAUUCUUAGACUGAGGAUAUCUCCUCUAUGACCCAUUUGCCCAAGGCUUAUUUUCUGUAACACUGAUGUGUGUUUCAGUAGUCCUGGAGAAUGUAGUUAUUAUAAUGACAAGUGAUCACGCUGACUGGAAUGUGACAGCCACUGACCCAGGACAUGAACACUUACCUCAUUUUCUUCCAGGACUGAACCACUGCAUACAGAACAUAAAGAGAUGACUAUCUUUAGAAAGAUCCUAGGGCUGGGGUCAUAUGACUAGCCCUGAAGAGAGACUUGACAGAAGUGCUUAGGCUCAGGGUACAACAGAGUGACACUACUCCACCUCCACACAACUGAAACAUCAGGGUAUUUUAUUACUUCAAAUAAAUACAAUUCUGAACCUUU